Camelina sativa (false flax) is the source of this 4614-nucleotide messenger RNA. The record is from RefSeq and is a predicted model, not a curated record. Lineage: Eukaryota; Viridiplantae; Streptophyta; Magnoliopsida; Brassicales; Brassicaceae.
UGGAUUUGAGAGUUUGCAAAUGCAGUCAAGAGAGGAGAGAGUGAAGGAAGGAGAAGGAGAGAUUAACCUCUAACCCUCUCUUCCUUGUUUAGACAAUAGAGAGAGAGAGAGAGAGAACCAGAGGAGCCCUCUCUUCUCUUCUCCCUUCAUUUCUCUUUUCUUCUUCUCUGUUUGGAUCUCUCUCUCUCCCUCUCUCAUUUAGCCACCACACCAAACUUUUUUAUUCGUUUUUGGUUCAUUCCUGAGGUAAAGAAAAAACGUGUUUCUUCGUGUUGAUCAUGAACGACCCUACCGAUUUCAGUGACGUGAUCUUCAAGGGAUUCUCUCUCUCUGUCUUGUGUUACAAGUUUUGGGAGGGUUAGAUGCACCCCAUUUUCGGAGGAUUCCAUAUUGAUUUUUUCAUAUUGUCCGAAACCUAAAUUCAGUUUUUUUUUUAAUAGAAUCUGGAUCAUAUUUUGGUAUGUGCUAACUAAUUUAUACGUUUUGGCAGUAUCAAGGACGACAGUUAAUGGUGUUUGUCUUACGAUUUUGAGGUGAAGAGUAAAUAAAUUAAUGGCUCGUCGUAGAAUUAGAUCAAGGAUUCGUAAAAGCCAUUUCUAUACCUUUAGAUGUCUUAGGCCUAAAACUCUUGAUGACCAAGGUCCUCAUGUUAUUAACGGUCCUGGUUACACCAGAAUCGUUCAUUGUAACGAGCCUCAUUUGCAUUUGGCUACUAAACUCCUUAGGUACCGUUCAAACUAUGUAUCCACCACUAGGUAUAACUUGCUCACUUUCUUACCUAAAUGCUUGUACGAGCAAUUCCACCGCGUUGCCAACUUCUACUUUUUGGUUGCUGCCAUCCUCUCUGUGUUUCCUCUCUCCCCUUUUAACAAAUGGAGCAUGAUUGCUCCUUUGGUUUUCGUUGUCGGGCUUAGUAUGGGUAAAGAGGCCUUGGAGGAUUGGCGCCGCUUUAUGCAGGACGUUGCGGUGAACUCUAGGAAAGCUAGUGUUCAUAAAGGGAGUGGGGAGUUUGGUCGUAGGGCGUGGAAAAAUAUCCGUGUGGGAGAUGUGGUAAGGGUGGAGAAAGAUGAGUUUUUCCCGGCUGAUUUGUUCUUGUUGUCUUCGAGUUAUGAGGAUGGGAUCUGUUAUGUGGAGACGAUGAACUUAGACGGAGAAACUAACUUGAAAGUAAAGAGAUGUUUGGAUGCUACUUUGGCUUUGGAGAAGGAUGAAUCUUUUCAGAACUUCUCUGGAACGAUCAAAUGCGAAGAUCCUAAUCCGAACCUGUAUACCUUUGUUGGUAAUCUUGAGUGUGAUGGCCAGGUUUAUCCACUUGAUCCUAACCAGAUUCUCUUGAGAGACUCAAAGCUCAGGAACACAGCUUAUAUCUAUGGGGUGGUGGUCUUUACUGGUCAUGACACAAAAGUAAUGCAGAACUCAACAAAGUCUCCUUCAAAGAGAAGCAGGAUUGAAAAGAGAAUGGAUUACAUUAUAUACACUCUCUUUGCCCUUCUCUUGACUGUUUCCUUCAUAAGCUCUUUAGGAUUUGCUGUGAUGACAAAACUCUUGAUGGCAGAUUGGUGGUACUUGCGGCCAGACAAGCCUGAGAGCUUAACAAAUCCUACUAAUCCUCUGUAUGCUUGGGUUGUUCAUUUGAUCACUGCUCUCUUGCUUUAUGGUUACUUGAUUCCCAUCUCAUUGUAUGUUUCCAUCGAGGUAGUUAAAGUCUUGCAAGCACAUUUCAUAAACCAAGACUUGCAGUUGUAUGAUAGUGAGAGUGGGACUCCCGCUCAAGCACGGACGUCGAACUUAAACGAAGAGCUGGGACAAGUUGAUACCAUCCUUUCUGAUAAAACAGGAACUUUGACAUGUAAUCAGAUGGACUUUCUGAAAUGCUCAAUUGCGGGCACUUCUUAUGGUGUCCGUGCCAGUGAAGUUGAACUAGCUGCUGCUAAGCAGAUGGCGAUGGAUCUUGAAGAGAAAGGUGAAGAAGUUACAAACCUUCCAGCGACUAAAGGCAGGACACAACGGUAUGCAAAACUUGCCAGCAAGGCGUCAGUAGAAUUUGAACUGGAGACUGUAGUCACUGCUAGCGACGAGAAGGAUCAGAAGAAGAGCACUGGUGUUAAGGGUUUUAGUUUUGAAGAUAACCGUCUAAUGGAUGAGAACUGGUUAAAUGAGCCUAACUCAGAUGACAUUUUGAUGUUUUUCCGUAUACUCGCAGUUUGUCAUACUGCAAUUCCUGAGGUGGAUGAAGAUACUGGGAAGUUUACUUAUGAAGCUGAGUCUCCUGAUGAAGUUGCUUUCCUUGUUGCUUCUAGGGAGUUUGGUUUUGAGUUUACUAAGAGAACUCAAUCAAGUGUGUUUAUUGCUGAACGGUUUUUAUCUUCAGGCCAGCCAGUUGUUAGAGAAUACAAAAUAUUGAAUCUAUUAGACUUCACUAGCAAAAGAAAAAGAAUGUCUGCAAUUGUCAGAGAUGAGGAAGGGCAGAUUCUUCUACUCUGUAAAGGAGCUGACAGCAUCAUAUUUGAUCGUUUAUCAAAGAAUGGAAAAGAGUAUCUAGGAGCUACUUCCAAGCACUUGAAUGAAUACGGUGAAGCUGGUUUACGCACAUUGGCACUUGGUUACAGAAAGCUGGAUGAGACUGAGUAUUCAGCAUGGAACAAUGAGUUUCACAAAGCCAAAACUUCAGUUGGAGCUGAUAGAGAUGAAAUGCUUGAGAAGGUAUCAGAUAUGAUGGAGAAGGAACUGAUGCUUGUGGGAGCUACUGCUGUGGAGGACAAACUGCAAAAAGGGGUACCUCAAUGCAUAGAUAACCUAGCCCAAGCUGGUCUUAAGAUAUGGGUUUUGACAGGAGAUAAGAUGGAGACAGCAAUAAACAUAGGAUAUGCAUGCAGUUUACUUCGUCAGGGUAUGAAGCAGAUAUCUAUUUCAUUUGCAACUGUAGAGGAAUCAUCACAAAACUCUGAAGCUGCUGCAAAGGAGAACAUAUUGAUGCAGAUCACAAAUGCUUCACAGAUGAUUAAAAUUGAAAAGGAUCCACAUGCAGCAUUUGCUUUGAUCAUUGAUGGAAAGACACUUACAUAUGCUUUGAAAGAUGAUGUCAAGUAUCAGUUUCUUGCCCUUGCGGUUGACUGUGCAUCAGUGAUAUGCUGUCGUGUCUCUCCCAAACAGAAAGCACUUGUGACAAGGCUAGCUAAAGAAGGAACAGGAAAAACAACUUUGGCAAUCGGAGAUGGUGCAAACGAUGUUGGAAUGAUUCAAGAAGCUGAUAUUGGUGUAGGAAUCAGUGGCGUUGAAGGCAUGCAGGCUGUAAUGGCAAGUGACUUCUCCAUAGCCCAGUUUCGGUUUCUUGAGAGACUACUUGUUGUCCACGGACACUGGUGCUACAAACGAAUAGCUCAGAUGAUUUGUUAUUUCUUCUACAAGAACAUAACAUUUGGUCUAACUCUCUUCUACUUCGAAGCCUUUACGGGGUUUUCUGGCCAAUCAAUUUACAAUGACUCCUACUUAUUACUCUUCAACGUUGUUCUCACUUCUCUCCCCGUCAUUUCCCUCGGAGUUUUUGAACAAGAUGUUCCAUCUGAUGUCUGCUUACAGUUCCCUGCAUUGUAUCAACAAGGCCCCAAGAACCUCUUCUUCGACUGGUACAGAAUCCUUGGAUGGAUGGGGAAUGGAGUUUACGCAUCCAUAGUCAUCUUUACACUAAACCUUGGAAUCUUCCAUGUCCAAUCAUUCCGCUCAGAUGGCCAAACCGCAGACAUGAAUGCCAUGGGAACCGCUAUGUUCACAUGCAUCAUCUGGGCAGUGAAUGUUCAAAUCGCUCUAACCAUGAGUCACUUCACUUGGAUCCAACACGUAAUGAUUUGGGGAAGCAUAGGAGCUUGGUACGUUUUCCUCGCUCUUUACGGUAUGUUACCACCAAAACUUUCCGGUAACAUCUUUCACAUGCUGGCCGAGACUCUAGCGCCUGCACCCAUCUUCUGGCUAACUUCACUACUGGUCAUAGCCGCCACAACACUUCCUUACUUGUUCCACAUUUCAUACCAAAGAUCAGUGAACCCUCUUGACCAUCACAUUAUACAAGAGAUCAAGCAUUUCAGGAUUGAUGUAGAGGAUGAACGAAUGUGGAAACGAGAGAAGUCAAAGGCAAGAGAGAAGACAAAGAUUGGGUUCACGGCUCGAGUUGAUGCUAAGAUCAGGCAGCUAAGAGGAAAGCUUCAAAGGAAGCAUUCAGUUUUAAGUGUAAUGAGUGGAACAUCGUCUAAUGAUACAUCUUCAACCUCGCAACAGACUUGAUGAUGGAGAGACCAAGUAAGUUUUUUUAAAUAUAUAUUUACUGUGACAUUUUUCUCGGGAAAUCGUCAUAUGAAGAAUGAGAAAAUUGGAUUCGUGUUAGAUGAAAGAAAAGAGACUUUUUUUUAAUUUAAUUAUGUUCUUUACUAAUCAAAUGGUUUAUACAAUUUAGACAAAAGUAGAAGAAAGAAGGGAAUGUUGUAUUGUGUUUGUGUGUAUUUACACUAAUGAAAAGACGGAAAAAGAGAUGUGAUUAGCCAAAUUGGUUGACGUUUUCUUUCCCGACAGUAUUCACAUAACAGUGUUGUGAUUACUGAUUAGAAAAAUGGUUGACGUUUU